AUUGACCAGCGUUAGGGUUUUAAGAGGUUCUCUUUCUUUAAAAGGAGAGCUCAGAAUUUGGUUUGUGUUUUCAUCGAAGCAGAGGGGACGUGUGGUCUCGACGGAGAACAACCAUGGUUCACGUCUCCUUCUACCGCAACUAUGGAAAGACGUUCAAGAAGCCGCGUCGGCCCUAUGAGAAGGAGCGUUUGGAUGCUGAGCUGAAGCUUGUUGGAGAGUAUGGGCUCCGGUGCAAGAGAGAGCUGUGGAGGGUUCAGUAUGCUCUGAGCCGUAUCAGGAACAAUGCAAGGAUGCUUCUGACCCUGGAUGAGAAGAACCCUCGUCGUAUCUUCGAGGGUGAGGCUCUCCUCCGGAGGAUGAACCGGUACGGACUCUUGGAAGAGGGUCAGAACAAGCUUGAUUAUGUUUUGGCUUUGACUGUGGAGAACUUCCUUGAACGUCGCCUGCAGACAAUUGUGUUCAAGACUGGUAUGGCAAAGUCCAUCCAUCAUGCCCGUGUGCUUAUCAGGCAGAGGCAUAUCAGAGUUGGGAGGCAAGUGGUGAACAUCUCUUCCUUCCUGGUGAGAUGUGAUUCAGAGAAGCACAUUGAUUUCUCACUCACAAGCCCAUUAGGCGCUGGACGUCCUGGCAGAGUGAAGAGAAGAAACAUGAAGGCAGCUGCCAAGAAGGCUGCUGGUGGAGAUGCAGAUGAAGAGGAUGAAGAUUGAACAGAGAGUUUUGACCAUUAGUUUCUCCUAGUCCUACUAGGCUUUACUUCUCAGUUACUAUAUCCCAUAUUGGCUUGCAAAUAAUUUUUGUUUCCGAACUUCAUUUCUGCUUCACUCGAGUGAACAAUUUUGCAUUUGAUUAGUUUGAAAUGAUUCAAUUUUUCUAUAAAAUAUAAUCUAUUUUGCAUCUCUUCUCUGUGGGCUUGGCUUAUCACUGACUUGGUCCAAAACCUCACAUUGCAUAGGUCAUAUUUUAUUAUAUGCUUAAUUAAAUGAUUAAAUAUUUAUCAUUUGUCAUCAACCCAUAAAACUAUUCUUCUUCAAACUUCACCCAACCCUCCCAAAAACAGAGUGCAGCCAUGGAAUCUAUCAACAUCUUCAAAGGCUAUGGCAAAGUAAACCCAGAUCAACUUGAAAAUCAAACUCAAACCUCAAACCCAAAAUCCCCCAAACCCCAAAAGCCCAUCUUUUCCACUCUCACCAUCUCAGCCCUCAUCUGCUUGACCUUGGUGAUCGGCCUCCUGCUCGCAGCUCUCAUCCACGCGUCCAACUCCGAGUCCCCUUCUCUCUCCAACUCCAACUCGGCCGAGUCAGCCAUCAAAACCAUCUGCAACGUGACUCGCUACCCCAACUCGUGCUUCACCUCCAUCUCCUCCCUCAACGCCUCUCCAAAGCCCGACCCAGAAGCCAUUUUCAAGCUCUCUCUCGAAAUCUCCGUCUCCGAGCUCUCAAACGUCUCGUCUCUGUUGAAUACGAUGAACUCCGAUCCCGCGACUCGGGACUGCGUGGAUCAGCUCGAGGACGCGCUGAGUCGGCUCAACGACUCGGUUUCGGCGAUGGGACAGAAGUCGUUAACCGAGGCUAAAGUCAACGACAUACAGACGUGGAUAAGCAGCGCUGUGACAGAUCAAGAGACGUGCUUGGAUGGGUUGGAAGAGAUGGGAUCAACGGCUGUCGAUAAAGUGAAGAGCAAGAUGAAGAGGUCCAUGGAGUACACCAGCAACAGCUUAGCCAUUGUGGCUAAUUUCAAGGCCAUUCUUGACAAAUUCCACAUACCGCUCCACUAAUUAUUAUUAGAUUAAUGGAAUAAAAGAAAAA
This is a messenger RNA of Prunus mume (Japanese apricot), 1805 nucleotides long. Its product is annotated as small ribosomal subunit protein uS4y. Gene Ontology annotation, molecular function: rRNA binding; structural constituent of ribosome. Lineage: Eukaryota; Viridiplantae; Streptophyta; Magnoliopsida; Rosales; Rosaceae. Gene Ontology annotation, biological process: translation; ribosomal small subunit biogenesis. Gene Ontology annotation, cellular component: cytosolic small ribosomal subunit. The record is from RefSeq and is a predicted model, not a curated record.